Ornithodoros turicata is the source of this 3590-nucleotide messenger RNA. RefSeq lists its product as uncharacterized. Gene Ontology annotation, biological process: peptidyl-proline hydroxylation to 4-hydroxy-L-proline. Gene Ontology annotation, cellular component: endoplasmic reticulum. The record is from RefSeq and is a predicted model, not a curated record. Gene Ontology annotation, molecular function: iron ion binding; procollagen-proline 4-dioxygenase activity; L-ascorbic acid binding. Lineage: Eukaryota; Metazoa; Arthropoda; Arachnida; Ixodida; Argasidae. Bases 88 to 3462 code for a protein of 1124 amino acids. The transcript is spliced from 6 exons.
AGAAUCACCACUGCAGAUGUCAUCACCGUUGCAGACAUAUGUUCUGUUGUGUUCUAUAGGUGCUCAUUGUUAUCGCAAAAAAGGAAAAUGGCAGUACAAAUUCCAGGUCUCUUUAUCUCGAUCAUGGUCUACCUAGUGCUCUGCGUUAGCCACACCCAUUCUGAGCUCUUUACGGCAAUCGCUCAUCUCGAAGCCCUCCUCCCAACUGAACGUGCCAUAGCCAGAGCUGUCCGUGGCUACUACGACAGCGAAAUCAAACGCAUGAAAAACCUCGAAUCUUACCUUGAUGGCCUAGUCCUACUUCAAAGCCAAAACAUCACGUACGAAAGUCAUCCGAUUUGGUUAUUCUUGGCCGCCAGUCGUAUGACCUGGUCCUGGACGGACACCUACACCACGACGCUCAUGGAAUCCAGCGUGAAUGCGGACGAUGCGACUGUCGGCGGAAAUUUGCCGACAGCGGCUCAAGAAGACCUCACCGGUGCGGCCGUGGGGUUAUGUCGACUUGCAGAGGCUUAUAAGCUCACAACUGAAGAAAUGGUACGAAUGAAGUCUUCAAGUGUGAAUGAACCUUCUGCUAGUGACUUGAAGCAGAUCGCAGAUAGAUGUUUUGACGCAGACGACUUCAAGGGCGCAGCGUCCUGGCUUGAAGAGGCGAUGAAAAGGCUUGAGACAGAAACUUAUCCGUCUGCAAGCCGCGAAGAAAUGGCGGAGGCUCUUGCGUAUACGAAAUACCUACUGGGUGAUCUCAAAGCUGCCUUGCGUGUUAUCGAAGAACAGCUACACAGGACUCCAUUGAACGAUGAUCUGCUCGAAAAACAGGCUAUCUACCUCGAGAGGCUCAAGAACGGAGAUUCUGAGAGGCAGGAGCCACCAGCUACUGAUGCAAAAAGAUUCCAAGAGCUCUGUCUGGAUGACAUAAACGGGCCUUCGUCUCCUCCAACUUUGACGUGUAAGCUUACCACGAACGGUGGACAACCAUUGCUGUUGCUGGAGCCGCUCAAGAUGGAAAUAGUGAAUAAAGAGCCAAAUAUUUUCGUGUUUCACAAUUUCCUCACCAAGCAGGAAUGCAAGGAGCUUCGAGGCCUAUCAUCACCUUUACUACAAAGAGCACUAGUGGAUUCUGGACGCGGACAACAAAGAUCUGGCUCGCGCGUCGCUAAGUUGGCAUGGUUUGAUGACUGCGAACACACUGUAGUCACACGAACAGUCCGCAGGAUCACCGCCGCUACAGGUCUCAUGCUGCAUACGGCUGAACUCUUGCAGAUCGUGCACUACGGUGUCGGAGGUCACUAUGCCACCCACCUCGACCAUGAGGAGGAAUUCAACUCGACAAGGCCUAGGCGCUUGGCAACUUGGCUUACUUACCUCAGUGACGUCACCUCAGGUGGCGCUACGGUGUUCACAGUCCCGCGCGUCCCCGUACGGCCUGAGGAAGGCAAAGCGGUCUUCUGGUUUAACCUGCAGCCAGACCCGGAUAAGGAUGCCAUUAUUGGUCCAUGGGGCGAAAUGCGAAAAAGCGAUCGUAGAAUGUACCACGCUGCUUGUCCAGUGCUUCAAGGAUCGAAGUGGACUGCGACCAGGUGGUUCCAUGAAGACGGGCAGGGAAAGAUACUCUAUGGGGGUCCACGAUAUCUGCAGAGUCCUGUGGAUGAUCCGUCGAGGUCUUCAAUUGUUGGCAUUGCAAGACUGGAGUCUAUCAAUAAGCCUUCCGCGUUCACUUUAGUUUCUUGCGUCGUCAGGUUUAUGGUUCGAACCCAAGCCAACGAGAGUCGGCUGACGAUCAAAAAGUCUGUCACGACGUCGAGCAAUGCGAGCAGAUUCUUCGUUGAUGUAACGCCGAACAACUAUGGCAAUGGCAUUAUCGGUGGCGAGCAGCGGCACCAGUGCGUUCGCACCACUAUGGGCACCACAUUCGAUAUGGCGAAGGCUUUUGUCAGAUCCUGCGUAGUAGGUCUCUUAUUUUUCUUCGCGCACAAAUCGACAGCCGAUGUAUUUACAGCCACCGUUCACCUUCAACCUCUUCUUAUGACCGAUAAUUUUAUGACGAUCAUUAUUCGACGUUAUCUCGAUGCUGAAGAUACCCGAAUCGCUCUUAUGGAAUCAUACCACGCUGAACUAACCUUACUAGAAUCCCUCAACCAUACCGACGCCUUGACGGAGUUUAUGAUCAUCAGCAGACUCUCUUGGACUUGGCUUCGAGGCACGGACAUCACCACACAAGCAGCUCAGGUCAACGCAGAGGGCACCUUCAUCGACGCCACUGUUCCAACGGCAACCGAGGAAGAUCUUGAAGGAGCAGCCGCAGGACUCUGCCGCUUGGUAACAGCGUACGAGUUGUCUGUUAAGCAAAUGAUUCACCUAAGGACGCCUGGCGUUGAAAGACCGUCAGUCUCCGAUCUCAUAACGGUUGGAAAACGCUGUUAUGCCGCCAGUGAUUUCAAGACUGCUGCCUUAUGGUUUCAAGAAGCCAUUGAAGACUACGACAAUAGCGAGGACGUCAUGGUCGUUGACAUCAAUCGGGAAGAGAUAGCUAAAGAUCUGUCUCUGCUUUUAUUCGUUGCAGGCGAGGCGCGGAAGGCGUUACAAGUCGUUAAUGAGCAACUAAGCCUAACACCAAAUGACGAAGAAUUACUGCAAAUGCGAAACAUAUACCAGAAUGAACUGACGAACAGUAAGGCCAGCAGUAGAAGUGAGGAUGCGAACGCCUCGUUUUAUAAGUUAUGCCUUCGGGAUCGCGAACAAUUUUCUUCCGAGUUGUAUUGCAAAGUCACAACGAAUGGUGGCCACGCUUGGUUGCUUCUCCAACCUCUCAGGAUGGAAGUUGUGAGCGUCCAGCCCAGGAUUGUCGUCCUCCACGAUUUUCUGACCUCCAAAGAAUGCCGAUUGCUACGAUACUUAGCGACACCGGUGUUAUCCCGAGCGUAUGUGUAUCAAGGUAUAGACUCUGUUCACUACAGCGGCCGUAUUGGAAAGGUAACUUGGUUCCAAGGCUGGGAGGACCCUGCCAUCCAACGCAUUCUUCGCCGAGCCGAAGCGGUCACAGGGUUGUCGGAUCAAGCAAGCGUUCCUAUACAAAUAGCCAACUACGGGGUCGGCGGACAUUACGUACCCCACCACGACUCUAGACCAAGAGUUGAUGCGCGAGACGAUACGCAGUACCUGGACGGGAGUCGCCUAGCAACUUUGCUCAUGUACAUCUCUGACGUCACUGCCGGUGGUGCGACCGCAUUCACUUGGCCCCGUCUAACAGUGAAGCCGAAGGAAGGCAAGGCGGUCUUCUGGUACAACCUACUUCCGGAUCCCAGACAUGUGACGGAAGUCGGAAGGUGGGGCGAGGUUCGUACCGGAGAUACGAGGACGGAGCACGGGUCCUGCCCGGUCCUUCAAGGUUCCAAGUGGAUUGCCACCAAGUGGUUUCGCGAGCGUGGUCAAGGACACGUGCACUAUGACCGUCCGAUUUAGCGAUGAGCAGCUUAAAAUAUAUCCUUGCAGAAAUAUCUACGGUACUGUUGCGCUACAUAUAAACUUUUUGUUUUUUUUUGUUUGUUUUUCAAUGCUAGUCUUACCUAGUAAAUAAAGUAAACUUGCAG